CUGACUGGAAGCUGCAUGUCGGAUGGCCGUUAGGGGUUUAUUCAGAGUUUAACUGCUCUUUUAUACCAAAGAGUUUCACUGACUUAACAUUAGUUAUCUUGUCUAGAUGACAUUAGCACGCGUAGCUAAAGCUAGUGAUGGAUAUCCUGCUAGAGCUGGCUAGCUUGUGUAUUAUUUGUAAAUAUUGACUGAAGACCCAGUGAACAUCAGUAUCCUAAACGUCCAUAGAAUACGGAGGCCGGUAGCAUGAACCAUCCUAAACCAAUUCACAACGCUGAACUUUUUAAUAAAUGCAGUAUAUGCUGCUCUGUGUUUCGUCCAUUCUAACAGUACAUCCAAAUAAUGAAAGAGCAGAACAUUCUGCCCCUCCAGACCAUCAAACAAAAAUGAUGGAGCUACCCAACUACAGCAGCCAACUAAUGCAGCAGCUAUGGGCCCUGAGGAAGGAGGGCCACUUCUGUGACUGCACCAUCCUGGUGGGAGACAGCCCUCACCGUGCACAUAAGCUGGUGCUGGCUGCCUCCAGCAUGCUCUUCAGGUCUCUCCUGGAUGGCUCCGACACCAUCUCCAUCGACACGGCCGUGGUUUCCUCGCAGGAGUUUGGCUGUCUGCUGGACAUGGUCUACACCGGCAAGCUGCCUCUGGGAAAACACAACGUCAGUCGCAUCGUCGCUGCUGCAGACAACCUGCAGAUGUUCGACGUGGCUGUCGGCUUUAAAAAUGUCCUCACCAGCCUUGUGAACCAGCAGCCCCCGGUCCCAGUGCUUUCAACACAGACAUCAAACCUCAGCACGAUCCACAAAGACCAAAGCGUGAACCCUGAAGGUUCAGCCUCAUCCAACAAGGAUGACUCUACUUCAGACAAGACAGAGCUAAAGACAGAGCUAAAGAAGGAAGAUCGUCAGGGUGAUAGUGAUGAUGCAGAGGAACUACCAUGUAAAAGGGUCUGUGUGAAGCUCGCUGAGUCCUCAGGGCCUGAAGAGGCCAAAAUCUCAGAAAGUGUAGUGGAGGAAAACAACACCAUGGCAGCCAAGGUAUCCAGUGAGUCUGCCAUUGGUCUUCUGGAACAUUCCUCUCAGCUUGUGGAGCUCCUCACCAACAUGUCUUCUGUCCUGAAGCUACUGAGCCAGGCAGCACAGAGCAGCCUGGAUGAGCAGGAGAGACAGGUUGUGUGUCAGUGCUGUGAGGAAGCAGAUCCAAGCUCAGCGUUGGAGAAACUGAUGAGCAGGGUGAAGGAGGGGCAGCUCAGUGAGGGAGUGCUCUUCAGGCUGCUCCAGACUGUCCAACAUAAAGCUUCUUCCUCCUUCCCUCCAUCACUGGUCUCUCUGCUGGAGGAGGUAGAGAGGAACACACAGGAGCCAAACAUAGGACAAACUAAAGCUAACUCAGAAGAGCAGAACGGCACCAUAAGUGAAGAAAAGGAGGGGGAAGAGGGAGAUGAAGAAAACAGUAAGGAAGAGACUGAAGAUGAUGACAAAGAUAUAAAAGCUACCACAGACUCCUCCUCCCCUCUCCCAUCUUCCACUUCCUCCCCCUCCAAGCCCUACUGCUGUCGCUGGUGUAAGAAGGGUUUUGCCUACAAGUGUCGAAUGCUGGCCCACGUGAAGCGCUGCCCCAUGUCCCAAGAGUGUGAGCAGCAGUGCCCACAGUGCCCCAAGAAGCUGGCAAACCAGCGGGCCCUUCAGCGCCAUCGGGCCGAAGCUCACCGCAACACCACACGUGUCAAGAAGAAGGUGGCCUGUGACCUCUGUGGACGGACUUUUGCCCACCCAUCAGGUAUGAUUUACCACAAACGAACAGAGCACUUUGAAGAAAAGCCAUUUGCCUGUGAGGAAUGUGGCGCAAAGUUCGGUGCCAACUCAUCUCUGAAGAAUCACAUGCGGCUGCACACAGGAGAGAAACCCUACCACUGCAAACACUGUGAUAUGAGCUUCAGCGUGGCUGCUGCACUCGCAUAUCACACCAAAAAGAAACAUUCAGAGGGGAAGAUGUAUGUGUGUCAGUAUUGCAAGGCUGUCUUUGCCCAGUCCAUUGAACUGACACGUCAUGUGCGAACACACACCGGUGAUCGUCCGUAUGUGUGCCGGGAAUGUGGCAAAGGCUACAGCCAGGCCAGUGGGCUCACCGUCCACCUGCACACCUUCCACAACUUGUCAGAGCCCCAUGACUGUCAGAAGUGCUGUCUCAGCUUCUCCUCGCUGGAGGAGCAUCGGCAGCACAUCCAGGAGUUCCACCCAAAGGAGUUCCACAAGUGUCCCACCUGCAACAAAGUGUUCACCAGCGCCGGCCUCCUGGACAAACACAAGGGCACACACACCGGAGCCAAACCCUUCAGCUGUGACCUCUGCAACAAGUCAUACCAGCAACUGUCAGGCUUGUGGUACCAUAACAGGACCAACCACCCCGAUGUGUUUGCUAACCACACCCGGCAGCUCAAGACCCUGGUCCAGUGUGAUGUUUGCUUCAAGUUCUUCCCCAGUGCAGCCAGUGUGGCCAAACAUCAAGCUUCUGAGCACCAAGGCUCAGCAGCGUCUGCAGUUCAGUGUCCGUACUGCCCAGCUGUGUUGGGCGGAGAGGAGGAGUUGCAGGAGCACAUCAGCAGCCAGCACAUCAGCCAGAGUAGCGAGGUGUUCAGCUGCCCCCUCUGCUCCCUGGUUUGCACCUCCCAGCUGGAGCUGCAGGAGCACCUGCUCUCCUGCCACAUGGAGGCACAGGAGGAGCAGGAGGCUGAGGAGGAGCAGGCCUCCACCUCCCACACAGUGAUUUCAGCAGGUGAGGAGGGGGCGGAAUCGGUCGUCUCUGAGGAGCAGGCACAGCUGGCAGCUGCUCAGCAGGUUUUCGUGGCUCUGGCAGGUGGACGAGAGGGCGGCUCAUCAGCAGAGGUGGUGGAGGUCAACAUGUACGACCUUCUGAACAGCUCGGUCACCUUCAUCUGUGAAGACAAACCAUCAGGUCCUAACUCUCUACCAUGAACUUUGCCCGCUGGAGGAUCACUCUGGACACUGAGCAGAUUUAUGGUUUUAUUGUCUCCUCUGAUCAUUAACACAACUGCAACACAUUGAAAGGCCAAGGACUGUAUGUGUAGUAUGUUCAUGUUUAGUCCACCAAAGCCUUUUUUUUUCCGGUACAGCUGUUUUUCUGUUUUAAAUAAAUGUGGUAAAAUGUGUGUUUCUCUUUAGUUUUACAUACAGAACCCCAGGCUGGCUUAUAAGGGUCGCCCCCAAUCAGCAUGGAAAGUCAAACAGCAAACACAAAAGCAGAAAGAGAUAUCUGACCUCUGAGGCUGCCUCGUCUGUUUUUAUUUCAGUAUCUACACUCCGCAGACAACAACCCCCCAGGAGACAAUGACAAUGAGUAGUGGGUGAACGUUGCUGACUGCGGAAACACUCUUACUAGCUUUUUCUCAGCUUUCAACCACAACUGAGCAAACUCAAUUCACUGUUGGUGACCAAGAGAUGUGUUUGUCCAGUUCCUUUGUUUGUUUUGGUCAAACCAGUCAUGAAGUUUGCAUAAUUUCAUAUUUUUCUUAUUCUGAACUAAACCCAUGAAAAGACCAAAGCCAACAAUGUUUUUGUUUGUCUCCCGACACUUUCUGACUUCCCCACUCUGUGUGUAGCUCUCAGCCCCAAACCUGUUGGUUCCUAAUUUUGUUAUGUCGCAGCCUCAUGCAAAAAUUGUUUAAAUUCAUUUUUUCCCUCAUCAAUCUACACUCAAU
Xiphias gladius (swordfish) is the source of this 3715-nucleotide messenger RNA. It is a transcript of the gene zbtb40, whose product is annotated as zinc finger and BTB domain containing 40. The transcript is spliced from 13 exons. Gene Ontology annotation, molecular function: protein binding; RNA polymerase II cis-regulatory region sequence-specific DNA binding; DNA-binding transcription factor activity, RNA polymerase II-specific. Gene Ontology annotation, biological process: regulation of transcription by RNA polymerase II. Bases 291 to 2972 code for a protein of 893 amino acids. Lineage: Eukaryota; Metazoa; Chordata; Actinopteri; Istiophoriformes; Xiphiidae. Gene Ontology annotation, cellular component: nucleus. The record is from RefSeq and is a predicted model, not a curated record.